Messenger RNA from Nilaparvata lugens (brown planthopper), 1135 nucleotides. Its product is annotated as troponin C, isoallergen Bla g 6.0301. The record is from RefSeq and is a predicted model, not a curated record. Lineage: Eukaryota; Metazoa; Arthropoda; Insecta; Hemiptera; Delphacidae. The transcript is spliced from 7 exons. Gene Ontology annotation, molecular function: enzyme regulator activity; calcium ion binding. The coding region runs from base 319 to 801 and encodes 160 amino acids.
GUCUCAGUUUUGAUCCUUCUUACACACACUUUCCGAGAGAUCUAUUUCUAGAAAAUGUAACAGGAUAAAUUUGAGAGCAUAGAAAAGAGACAGAAUGAGUUGAAGUGAGGCAAAUGCUCUGGUCAGAGGCAGUCUGAGAAAAAGACGGCAAAGCUUUGGAAUCGACUAUACUGUUGAGGGCCCUGCGGUGAGGAGUGGGGUACAAUAAACUUUGUGGAGUUGAAAGCUGACUCCAGACUUUUUGAAACCACUUUCAAGAGUUCAACUCGCUACUGAGGGUAUCUAUCGUUCUUAGACAACCACCCCUAACUCAUCAAAAUGGUUCACCCAACUCAGUACGACUACCAGGAUGAUCUUCCUCCUGAACAAAUUGGAGUGUUGAGGAAAGCUUUCGAUGCCUUCGACCGUGAAAGGUCUGGAAGUAUCCCAACAGACAUGGUCGCCGACAUCCUCAGGCUCAUGGGACAGCCUUUCAACAAGAAGAUCCUCGACGAACUCAUUGAGGAAGUUGAUGCUGACAAGUCUGGCCGUCUAGAGUUUGACGAAUUCGUGACUCUGGCCGCCAAAUUCAUUGUUGAGGAAGACGAUGAGGCAAUGCAGAAGGAAUUGAAGGAAGCUUUCAGAUUAUACGACAAGGAAGGUAACGGCUACAUCCCCACAUCAUGUCUGAAGGAAAUCUUAAGGGAACUUGACGAUCAGCUGACAAACGAGGAACUCAACAUGAUGAUUGAUGAGAUCGACUCUGACGGAUCAGGAACUGUUGACUUUGACGAAUUCAUGGAAAUGAUGACCGGAGAAUAAAUAUGGAUACACUUUCACACCGAAUCUAUUUUGCAAGACCAUAUUUAUUUAUUUAUGAGCUAUUUAUUUACGAAUUUCAUCGCAGUGAUUUGCAUUUCUGAAGCAUUUUAUUCAAUCACUUCUACAUUCAUGUGUCGUAUCACUUGAUAAUUUGCGAGAGAAAAAAUCAGAACAAGUUCCUCUCAUCUUCCUUCCUUCCUCCUCCUGCCUACACUCAUCUUUUGUAUUAUUCAUUGAUCUUAAUGUAUUUAUGAAUCUAGAUUGUCGAGUUUUCUAACAUUAUUUGUUUGUUAUAAAGAUUUUAUUAAUUUAUUAUUAAAUGAAAGAACGGUGA